Molecule: messenger RNA, 661 nt
Organism: Cucurbitaria berberidis CBS 394.84
Lineage: Eukaryota; Fungi; Ascomycota; Dothideomycetes; Pleosporales; Cucurbitariaceae
Exons: 2
Source: RefSeq, a predicted model, not a curated record
AAUGCCGAUCAGACCCGGCGACCUCAUGGCUGCAGCUCCGGGUCAAAAGAUGGCCUCGGACGGUAGACGUAUGCGAGUUCUCUGGGCCGAUGGCGAUGGCAACGGCAAGCCUAGCAGCUCCCUAAUUGAGCGCUGCCAAACCACUCGGCUAGGCCAUCCGACGUGGAAGAUAUUCUGCGGCAACGUUGCCAACUCCAUCACCCGCGGCAAGAAUGGGCCUCCCUACUAUGUCUACCUGGAUAACAGAGCCGCCUACGCGACAGGUAGAGAUGACAAGGAUAAGAAGAACAUGAGCCUUGUCGUCUCUGCCGCGGAGCACAUCACACCCAAAGGCAACACAGGAUCUCUCCACCCAUCUCGCCUAAACGGGACCCGAGAAUCUCCCCAUGUGACGUUUAGUUCUCAUCCAAAAUCGAUGCCUGGCGAUCUCGCUACGUGGCUAGGGAUGUUCAAUCCGAAGAGGAUUCUAAAGGAAGCGAGCCCGAUAGAUGAUCCAGCACUGCUUGAUCCGACGUCUAAGAAGAAGAGGAAGUUUAUUCAGCCGUUUGACUUGAGCUCACCUAGUGCAAGUCCGGGUACGCCAGAGUUGAAGAGAAGCAAGGUGGAGGGAGGGAUGGAUAAGCUCACGCCGAAAUCAUCCACAACGGAAGGUCGAGAGUAA